This is a messenger RNA of Malaya genurostris, 5746 nucleotides long. It is a transcript of the gene gus, whose product is annotated as protein gustavus. Lineage: Eukaryota; Metazoa; Arthropoda; Insecta; Diptera; Culicidae. Gene Ontology annotation, molecular function: protein binding. Gene Ontology annotation, cellular component: SCF ubiquitin ligase complex. The record is from RefSeq and is a predicted model, not a curated record. The transcript is spliced from 3 exons. The coding region runs from base 1119 to 2186 and encodes 355 amino acids. Gene Ontology annotation, biological process: intracellular signal transduction; proteasome-mediated ubiquitin-dependent protein catabolic process.
CCAAGUUUAGUCGCGUCGCAGCCAUCGAAGGGUUUGUUCGUGUUUUUACUUGCGUCUGUUCGCCUGCCUGCCUGCCUGUGCUCAGAUAGCAAGAGAGAGAGUGAGAGGAGCCUGUUAUUCGUUCGUAUAGUAGUUGUUGGUUGGUUGAUUGUGGUUAGCUUUUCCUGCUUCCCCGUCAACACAGUGUGGAUCCGUUCGUCAGUGCCGUGGAGGAGCAGCAGUAGCAAACAAUAGCUCGUGUCGUGCGCGAAUACACAAACUAAGGCCGGAGUAGCCUUUUGUCGGUCGUCGGUCUUCUGUCCUGUUCGAAGUCCCUAAAUGCCUGACUAUCCGGCAGUUUGUAGUAUGCAGAAGGGUGUGUAGUACCACAGUACACUGCACGUAGUGUGUAACAGAAAAGAGAAGUAAAACAGAGGAAUCCUGUUGGAAGGAUAAAAGUAGAAAAAAAAACGGACGACGCCAAGGGAGCGGAAGCAGGCAAUCGUCGUAAAUUUCUAUGUGUUCAGUAGUUUUCGUUUCUAAAAGUGAAGGAAAUCGACUGUUACCCUCAGGCACCGAUUCAAUCAAUUCAAUGCCACUAGAAGUAUUGUAAUGAGUAGUGUAAAUUAGAAAAGUUUUGAAGAACGAAACUUUGUGACAAGAUACAGCCCGUUUAGUACACGGAAGUGCGCAGGUAUCCCGUGAGAUCAUGAAAAAAGCAUGAUAAUUAGGGCAAUGUGGUUCACGACUUGGUGAAGAAUAUUCGCGGUUUGUGCCGGAGAGCAUGAAAAGGAUUAACAGUCACAAAGGAAGGGUUCGAUCGGUGUGGCGGUUAUGAGCUUGUGAAGUCGUUUCCAUAAAACGCAUAUAUUUGUUGUUCAGUUUUAACCCUUCCUCGAGAGUUUUAAAUCUCAGAAGCACACAAAAAAGCCAGUGAAUAGUACAAAUUUUCGAUUAAGUAUUUCUGUUCCUUUAUAAGUAAUUUAUUUCGCUAGUAUCGGAAAAAAAAAAGAACCAAUACCGUAAAGUGUGAUAUCGUAGAGAGAAACAAAAGGCUCGGAUAACGUGAGAAGCAAUCAACUGUACCACCAACUUCCUGAACUAGUAUUGGAUACUCCACACAGCUAAAAGUCAUCUAAAUGGAAUUAGCACGUAAAAGAUAUAAAAGUAGCCGGGGUCCGGUGCUAAGGUCAAGCGAACGUCGCCGUCCACAAAGUAUAUCAUCAUCCACCUCCACACUGCUGCCCCGCGUGGUGCUGAAUCGUAUCGAUCCCCGUGAGUUCGAGCGUAUUCGCGUCUCUUACAAGGUUGCCAUCCGAAGCACCCGCAGCAGUCGCACCAGCAGUAGUGUUCACACUGGUAUGAACAUGGGCCAAAAGAUCAGCGGAGGUGUUAAAACGGUCAGCAGCCGUGACCAACCAUCGCCAUUCAUUCCGAAGAUUCCUCGCGAACUAGCGGCACAUUUCCAGCGGCCAGCACGUCUCGAUCUCCUGCUUGAUAUGCCCCCGGUAGCAAGGGAAACACAGGUCAAAUAUUCCUGGAACUCGGAGGAUCGCUCGCUAAAUGUAUUUGUGAAAGAAGACGACAAGAUGACAUUCCACCGGCAUCCGGUGGCACAGAGCACAGACUGUAUACGAGGCAAGGUGGGCUUCACCAAGGGUCUCCACGUGUGGGAAGUGUUUUGGUCGACGCGGCAGCGAGGUACUCAUGCUGUGAUCGGUGUUGCCACAUCCGAGGCACCACUUCACUCCGUAGGUUAUCAAAGUCUGGUUGGCUCGAACGACCAGAGCUGGGGCUGGGACCUGGGGCGCAAUAUGCUGUACCACAACUCCAAAACCUGCCCGGGUGUGACGUAUCCUGCGAUACUGAAACCAGACGAGACCUUCCUAGUGCCGGACAAAUUUCUGGUAGCGUUAGAUAUGGACGAGGGAACGCUUAGUUUCAUCGUUGACGGCCAGUAUCUGGGAGUGGCGUUCCGGGGGCUCAAGGGACGGAAGCUUUACCCGAUCGUGUCCGCCGUCUGGGGACACUGUGAAAUAACGAUGAAGUAUAUCGGUGGUCUCGAUCCUGAACCGCUGCCACUGAUGGAUCUGUGCCGACGAGUCAUCCGCCAAAAGAUCGGCCGGACGCACCUAGAGGAGCGCAUCGAACACCUCCAACUGCCGCAGUCGAUGAAAACCUACCUGCUGUACCGGGAUCGAAGAUAAUAGACAACCCAAAAGCCGACUACUAAUUAUUUAAUGAAAAUAAUUAUUAUCGCUUACUAUUAUUAUUAUUGGCUAGAUAUUAAUUUCUCCUCGGAUUAACAAACCGAUAAUUAGGGUACACAAAUUUUCUUUGGUCGUAUUUCGGCUACGAUGUAUGUGUAAUCGACUACGUUUUAGGGAAAGCGUUCUGUCUGAGUUUUCAGGAUAGGGAAAUGAGAGAGAGAUAGAGAGAGAUAAAAGAAUCGAUAAAAGUUUUCAGUUCUGUUCGCUUGUUGGCAGAAUAAUUUCCGUCACUCCCACAAUCUCAUUUUUUUAAUAUACGGACUCUGCGAUAAGUAAAUCUUAAGGAAAAAAUAGUAACACUAGGAGAAACACUAAAAAAAAAACAGAUGCAAAGUAACAAAAAAUUAAUUAUAUAUAUAUUGGAGAAAAGUAUAUGGAAAAGGCAAAAAAUAUUUUCACUUUUAAAAUGCUGUAAAAAAGGAAGGAAAAAAAUGUAAGAUAGAUCAAAUUGAAAUCAAAAAGCGCAAGGAACCACUUUUUUGAUUUUAGCAAUUGUAAAAAAUUAAGAGAGGAAAAUGGCUGACUUUCCCUUCCAAAUCCCCUGAAACAACCUCCCCCCGAUGUAUUCCUUUGAGUAAGCUCAGCAAACGCACGAUGUGUUCUGUUCUAUUAAGCUUUUAAACUGUAACAUAUGUCGUCACAAUACAGAAAUACAGAAACUGUUUAACAAAAUCACGAAAAAAAAGAAGUAAACAACUACACAAGAAUAGUGAAGCAAACCAAUCGUUACUUUUUGCAUUUAUCAUCCUCCGAGGUUUGGGAUGAUUAAUAGCCACUCCUAGGCCGAGAGUGAUCUGUUCUUCCAAAUAUUUGAAAAAGAAUAUACCAUCUUUUGAAAUAUGCUAGUAAAGAGGCCAGAUAAAUUAUUUAUUUACAAUACAGAACUACCGACAGAACAAUAUUUCUACGAUCGCAGGCCUCCAGCAGGAUCUAGGAGUCGGUUUGGUGGAUAGAUUACAACUGGAAACAGAGGCUUAAACGAGACGCCACUGUCUUCAUUCAAUUCAUGAGAUCAUCACAGUCAAGACUGUCGUCUGGAAUGAGCCCUUCGUUCAGUGCUGAUUCAACUACCAGAACCGAUUCUCUCAUUCAAGAGUCUGAAUCACGAUAAAUAGGAAAUAAAAAAAUAAACAUCACCAACAGAAACUUUAUCUGAAAUCGAAGAAGAACAAAGUAACGAGAAAUUCUCCCGACACCAGGAAGUGUUAAACCGAUUUGGCAUUUCUUUCUUUUUGUAGGAAUUUAUUCGAAUGACUUCAAGAGAGUGGAGAAGUAUAGAAUGAAAAAUACAUCAGUAGAAUUGAAUGCAACAAACAACAAGGAUAAGACAAACAAGAAAUCCGUGUGAUUUUUUAUUAUUUGAAGUGAUUUAAAUUUAGAUUGAGUAAUUACAACUUUAUUAAAACUAACACGAAAAGUGAGAAGAUGAGAGUGAGUGAAUGAGGAAUUACAUAUAGGAUGCAGAAAACAUACACAAACGAGUAUAAUAACUUAGCAUGGUGAGCGAGUACAUUAGGAAAACUGUAGUUUUAUAAGAAUAUCCAAUUGGGAAUGUGCGCGAGGCAUCCGAGUAGGCGGACAACAAAAGUCCGUUUCUUUCCAAUUUCGGUGGCUGCGAGUGGUUGAACGUGAAUGCGAGAGGCUCGGUCAGUGUGGGACUAUUCUAGCAGUAUAAAGCAAACAAGUUAAACAACACAAAACUAUCGAAACUCGUACGAAAGUCAAACAAAUCACUGAAUACUUUGAUUAUCAUUGGAAUAAAAACGAAAAAUAUGUAGAAACCGAAUAAGACGCAAAAAGGGUUUCGGUCGACCAACUUAAGCGAAUGUUUGGGUUAUGGACUCUUACUUUCGGAGAGCAUUAUCCUUUCACGAAUCUGAACGACACGGGCUAGGACUAGUAAAAUGGCACAUGAAGCAAACAAGGUCGACUAGAAGCACUGAACAGCAUUAAUGAGAAUAAUUUGAAUAAAACCUCGUCUCUAAUUUCUCUUCUUCAGUUUUAUUUUGGCAAAAAUAUUCGGCAGUCAAUCUCAAUAUCCGAUAAACGGAUACCGUUCUGAGUUGUACCUUCUGCAGGGCCGUAACGGGCAGUAAUCGAUUAUUUAUUGUUAACUGGAAAUUCUUGUUGCCAUAAAUCAAACUGAUACAACACUGUAGUUACUGUGAAUUGCCAAAAGAAACAGGAAUAACAUUGCAGUCGGUGCAGCUCAGACUUCAAAGUUUUUAGUAUUUUUAACAGAGAACAUUCUCGUUUCGCGAAAGUAACGACAAAAAUUACAAAAACAGAAUUGUGAAGUGAUUUGAUUUAUAUUUUAGGUUUCCUUGUAUAAAAAAUCUUUCUUCUGUUUACCUUUUGCUUUGUUCAAUUUAUUUUCAUUUUUGAUUAUAUAGUAUAAAAUGCUUAAAACAAGAGAAAUAGUCAAAAUAUAGAUAAAUGAUUUUUAUAUGAAUGCCUUCAGAGUUUUAUUGAUUUCCAAAUCCUUAAUUUUUUUUUGUUUCCAUUAGUUGUUAGUACUACUCAGCAUGCAUUGGAUAUACUUCUUUUGGGAAUUAACAAUAACGAACAUCGUUCACGCCUGUUGGUAUACAGCAGGAAAAAUAGAACGAUUUAGGCUGCGUACGUUUCGGGUCGAGCCUACGGAUAUGCAACCGAGCAAACCUCGUAGAAAACGCCAUGUGGAAUUCCAUAAAAACGUAAUGCAUUCACUGCUCAUUACCUCCAUCGGUCGUAGAAAAACACGCCCACCCGCAAUAUACGGCAUAACUCGAGUUUUUCUUCUGUGACGAGAUUCCGCAAACGCGGUCGGAACAAUUCUAGUCUAACCAGAAUGAUAGAGAAGAUGUGUGUGUGUAUGUAUGUGCAAGAACAGGAAAAGAAUCGAUUCACAGGAACUCUCCAGCAAUUCUUAAUCAUUUUAAGUAGAAUAAAUACGCGCAAACUAAUACCAAACUGGAAAUCAUUCCCAGAUAUGCCAAGUUACGUGGGCAGAACGUGCGAAUAACAGGACCGAACUGAGUAUUAUCUGUACUGUAACAUUCGCUAAUAAUUCAAGUAUAGGUCAAACGCUAACUUAACAACUUGCAACGAUUUCUGCACAUCCAGGGAACAUCAGAGACCUAAACAUAGACAGGCACCAAGCAGAACUACACUAACUAGCUCAGCAGAUAAAUAGGCAAAUGAGUAGACACUAGACAGAGAGAGAGAGAGCUAUCCAAGAGCAGGUGCAAACAAUUUGGACCGCUAAACGAUAUUCAAUCUAAUAUGUAAAACAGAAGUAUGCUACCAGACAAAUGAAAUAAACAGUUCAAGUUGAAAUGAUCCUAACCAAUAACUGUAACAUUACGCAAGCUGCUGAACACAGACAGGAAGUAAUGAUGAUAAUUCUUCAAACAGGAUAAGCAUUAUGGUAUAUGAUAACAAGAAAAAAGUAAACAAUAAAUGUCUUUUUGUAUAAAAACUGAUUAUUAAGAAAUAAAACAAUAUUAUAAAAUUUG